AACCUAUCUAUGAAGGGAGAAUGAAAGUGCUGUUAUUGUGUGCAAGCUCUGUAUUCUAUUUGGUUGGGGCGAUCAUCUAUCUGUAAGACAAAGACAAGGCAUAUACUUAUAUAUAUAUAUAUAUGAGAUAGAUAGACACAUAGCUAGCUAGGUAGUGUUAAAUUAGAAAUCGAUCGAAAAUGGGGGUUGAAGGUACAUUGGAUUACCUGUCUGAUCUGAUGAGCGCAGCGAGAAGGAAGAAGAAGAGGCAACUCAACAAUGUCUCCCUCAAAGUCCGAAUGGACUGUCCCGGCUGCGCCGAAAAGGUCAAGAAUGUCCUCUACUCCAUGAAAGGAGUGAAAUCAGUGGACAUCGACUUGAAAGAGCAGAAGGUGUCAGUGUACGGGUUUGUCGAUGCAAAGAAGGUGCUGAAGAAGGCUCAGAGCACUGGCAAGAAGAGCGAACCAUGGCCAUAUGUCCCCUACGAGCUCAUGGCCCACCCCUACGCUGCCGGUGUCUACGACAAGAAGGCCCCCGCCAACCAUGUCAGGGGGACUGAUGUCCCCGGCAUCGCUACCCUCAACCCCGUGGAAGAGAAGUAUGCUCUCAUGUUCAGUGAUGAGAACCCCAACGCCGCCUGCUCCCUCAUGUAAACCUAUUUCGAUCAAUUAAUUUACUAUAUACUGAUAUGCAUAUAUAUAUAUAUAUAUAUAUAUAUGAUUACACAUCAGGCACAUGCAUGCACAGAUAUAUAAUCACUUGCUGCUGAUCAUUGUUACAGCUGUGAUCGAUCAAUUUCAAUGUACGUAUGUGUCCACAACAACACAGCCAAAGGCAUACAUAUAUUGAAUAAAAAUAAACGAGUACUAUUCAAUGUGGUAAUAAUAAUAAUAAUAAUAAUA
Andrographis paniculata is the source of this 881-nucleotide messenger RNA. RefSeq names its product heavy metal-associated isoprenylated plant protein 24-like. The transcript has 2 exons. Gene Ontology annotation, molecular function: metal ion binding. The coding region runs from base 180 to 632 and encodes 150 amino acids. The record is from RefSeq and is a predicted model, not a curated record. NCBI's taxonomy places the organism in Eukaryota, Viridiplantae, Streptophyta, Magnoliopsida, Lamiales, Acanthaceae.